This is a messenger RNA of Mercenaria mercenaria, 3291 nucleotides long. RefSeq names its product conserved oligomeric Golgi complex subunit 7-like. The coding region runs from base 92 to 2410 and encodes 772 amino acids. The record is from RefSeq and is a predicted model, not a curated record. Gene Ontology annotation, biological process: Golgi organization; intracellular protein transport; retrograde vesicle-mediated transport, Golgi to endoplasmic reticulum. Gene Ontology annotation, cellular component: COG complex. NCBI's taxonomy places the organism in Eukaryota, Metazoa, Mollusca, Bivalvia, Venerida, Veneridae. The transcript has 24 exons.
AAUAAACGAUAGUUAUGUCCCCUUUAAAAUGGCUGCGCCCAUGACGUGGAAUUCGAAUUGAGAAUACAAACAUUUAACCUCAAUUGUCACAAUGGAUUACACAAAGUUCCUUGAUGAUGAAUUUGAUGUUAAAGAAUGGGUGAAUAAUGCUUUCUCCACCAGUAGGGAACAGGGAGUAUCCAAAGAUCAAUAUGCAACAACCUUAGUGAUGAAACUCCAGAUGUUUAUUCAGGAGGUGAACAAUGUGAUAGAAGAGGCCAGUCAACAGGCAAUACAGAACUUACCUAGAGUGAUGAGGGAAAUAGAGGCUGUUAAACAAGAGGCAUCACUUCUUCAGGACCAGAUGGUCGUUGUCAAACAUGAUAUACAGAAGGUUGAGCAUGAUACAGCACAGUCAAUGCAGACGUUGUUGAAACUGGAUUCUAUCAAAUCGAGAAUGACUUCUGCAGCUGAUGCUCUCAAGGAAGCAGACAACUGGACAACAUUGAGUGCUGAUGUGGAGGAUGUCUUCCAGUCACAAGACAUUGAAGCUAUUACAUCCAAACUCUCAGGGAUGCAGCAAAGUUUGCAAAUGUUAGUGGAUACUCCAGAUUAUGGUGAAAGAUGUCAACAUUUAGAGAAGUUGAAAAAUAGAUUAGAAGCAAUGCUCAGCCCACAGUUAAUGUCAGCAUUUAAUGCUCAAUCUAUAGAGGCAGCUCAGAUGUUUACAACCAUAUUCAAAUCUAUAGAUAGAUUACCACAGCUGUAUAAAUUCUACAACACAUGUCACAAGGGUACAUUGCUGCAGUCCUGGAAGACAUUAUUGGAGACAAAUGCAGACGACAGUUUGGUAGAAUGGAUGAAUCAGUUAUAUGACCAUCUCCUGUCGACAUGGCAUUCUCAGAUGAAAUGGUGUGGUCAGAUAUUUCCAGACCCAAUGCCAGUAGUUUGCCAGCUGAUUACAGAUACUCUGGGAGGACUGGAUCCCCCACUCUCACAGUGUUUUGAUACAUUUGUCUCACAGAAGGGGGAGCCAGUACCAGCUCUUAUUGAGUUGAAACAGAUAUCGGAAAGAUUUGCUAAAAGUAUAGAGAAGGCUGCAGAAUCUCAUUUGAAAGAUACGUUGGAGCAUACGAGGGCUAUGGAAUGUUUACUGGUUAUGAUAUAUUCUCCAUACACGCCAUAUCUUGUGAGGUACAGAACGUAUGAGGAACAAUGUCUUAACAAUGAACUUAACAAUAUAAAGAUGGACCAUACAGAGGUGUUUGAGACUGUACAGUUACUGAGUCAGAGUGUUAGCAAGCUGUUUAGCAUAGCCAAUCAGGCUGACGAGAGAUGUGUGAAACUCACCAAUGGCUGUUGUUAUGUCUCUCUCUUACAAGCUCUCAAGACAUACUUUAGUAACUACAGUAAAGAAUUCCGCAGAGUUCUUACAAACAUCAAAGAGAAAUGCAAAACCAGUCCAGGUGACCUAGAUUCAGAAGACUGGUCCAAUUUUCAGCACUCGCUCCGGGUCAUCCAGACAUGUGGAGACUUGAUCAUGCACACUGAAGAGUUUGAUUCAAAUGUUAUCAGCAAUGUUAUGAAUACUAUAGGUCAUCUGACGUCAUCAGGUUCACCUACAAAAGAUCUGACUUCUAUAUUUAAACAGAGUACCAAGAAAUCCCCUCUACAUGCACAAGCAUCAUUGUUCCUUAGCAACCAAGAUGAUAUUGAUGCAUUGGUUGCCAUGGUUACACUUUUACAAGAAGAUGAUCGACAUAUGCACAGGGACACCCCAGCGCUGCUUACUGACAGUAAAGAUGACAUGUAUAAACUGAGUGAGGAAGUACAUACCUUUGCUUUUGAUGUUGUCUUUGGUCAAAUGAAAGGAUAUUUGACAAACCUGUCUAUCAUGGAGAUCUGGAUGUCAAAGAGUGCUGGAGGAGCCUUGACCUCUGACCUUCCAACCUUCAGUUUGUCACCCCAGGAAUACAUGACAAAGAUUGGUCAGUUCCUGAUGACUUUACCACAACAUUUAGAACCUUUCACAAUGGAAGAUAACCAAGCGGUCCUAGUAGCCCUGAAAUAUGGUAAACUGCCAUAUACUGAUGAAACCGGACAAUAUGUGAUCAAUCCAAAGAGAAGAUCUUCACUGCCAGAACAUAUUGCCGACUUGUGGCUGGAAUCCAUUGCAAGGGGGACAAUGCAUGUGUUAUGUGAAGAAAUAAUAAGGAUACAUGAGUUAUCUACCCAUGGAACAAAACAACUUAUAACUGAUAUAGAUUACCUGUGCAAUGUGUUUGAUGAUCUUGGUAUCCAGGCAACAGACACGCUGAAGAACAUAGAUCUCUUAUUGAAGGCAAACUCGGAAACAUUCCACGACAUAGCUGAAAACAUGCCCCAGAGACUUGCACAUGCUAUUGGAAACAUGCGACAUAUUGAUUUGUAGACACAUAUGUACAAGGAUAAAUUAUUAUAAAUUAGAAAAACAUGUCUUAGUGCAAGAAAAUGUGCUUCUUAGAAAAUGUUUGCAGCAGUUUUAUCAUCUAGGAAAUAUUUGGCAUUAUACACUUAGUAAAUGGCUUGCCAGUCAGUAAUCAAAACUAUUGCCUGAGGUCUGAAAGACUGAGAACCAACAGUUUUGACAAUUGAUCACCAAGCCAUUCAAUACGUGUUUUGCUACAUGGCAUCAGAAAUAAAUUUUCAUAUUUUUGUUCUUCAAAUUCUGACUUUAGCCCAGCAAAAUUUUGUGUCGAACUAUAGACCAGUCAAUAAAACAAACUAUUGACCUGUGAUUUAUAUAAAGAGUAAUGUAAUAAAUAUUGAUACAGCUCAGGAGAUAUGAGACAUUGAAAAAACAAAAACCUCUCUGUGUAUUAGAGAUAUUUAUGUUCUCUUAGAUUUAAUGUUUAAAAAAUGAAAAUGUAAACUUUUUGUAGAAAAAGCUGUUUUGGAAUGACAGUAUACCUUGAAAAUAGUAAAUGCGAAAAGCUUUUUAUGAGUUUCUGAGGGACCAAUUUAUGUGUGGAAGUUGUUGGUUAUAGAUAGACAAAAGCCACUUUUUCAAUGUUCACUUUCAUCUAUUUUCAAACUGAAAUACUGUUGGAAAAUGGCUUCUUACUCCUUACAAAUUGUGAAUGUCUUUUAAAUGGUAAUUGGCACAGGGAAACACAUACAAGAUUUAGGCAUUAUGAUAAAAGAUGAGCGUUAUUUUUUAAGGGAGAUGUACUUAGACACAUUUCAGUAAAUGCUCAUAGAAUAAUUAGAGGGAUGAUACUUAAAUUGUAUGAAUGUAAAUAUGUGGAUGUAAAAUAAAUAUUAUUUAUGAUA